AGCGCUUUCGGCUCAACUGGCCUCUGUGCCGCCCCGGCUCCAUGGCCAAGCCGUUUCCCGGGGGACGGCGCCCGCCCGUGCUCCCCCGCGCCCAUGGUGACGGCAAGCGGCGGCCCGGAUGCCCCCGGGUGCUUUCGCCGCUGACUGGGCCAGCGUAAGGCCGCGCCCGCCGCCCGGUGAUGCCGCGGGUCGAUGGGCCUGGCAGCUCGGAGGUCCCCGAGGAGCACGAAGCGUGGCGUGCUGUGGUGUGGGACGAGAAGAACCUCCGGGCGAAGCUCAGGAAUGUGCAGGGGCUGCCGGCGUUCCAGGUCACCUCGGGCUUGGCUGGGAGCCAGGAGGCGGCGAUGAGGAUCGCGCGCUGGUGCGCCAAGCUGAUCCUUGAGGGCGGCUCCAAGGAGGAGGCGACGCAGCUGCGGGCGCGCCUCACCGAGGAGGCGCGGCAGGUGUCUGCCGCGGCACCCGCGGCGGCAACCGCGGCACCCGCGGCAACCGCGGCACCCGCGGCGCCCGCGGCGGCCCCCGCGGCGGCGGCGGCCGUGGCACCCGCGGCGGCGGCGGCCGCGGCACCCGCGGCAGCGGCGCCCGCGGCACCGGCGGCGGCGCCCUUGGCAGCCCAGGCGCCCCGGAGCGAGAAGCGCCCCGGCGCCCCGCUGGCCGAGCGCGCGCAGCAGCAGAGGGACCCCCGGAAGAAGAAGGAGAAGAAGAUCAAGAAAGAGAAGAAGGAAAAGGCCGCGCCACUCAUCAGCGACGACCACCUGGCCCCUUUCGAAGACGCCGAGGACGACAUGGUGCUGGCGCGUCAGGCGCCCGUGGCGGCCCCGGGCGCUUCCUCGGCGCCGGCGGCCCCCGAGCCUGCUGCCGCCGUGGCGCCGCCGGGGGCCGCCGAGGCGCCGCGAGGGACGCCAGGCUCCAGCGCCGCCAGCGGCGCGGUUUCCACAGAGGAGGACGACGAGCUGCCGCUGGCGCCGCCCCCCGCCCAGCGGUCGAGGGAGGACGCGCCCCCGGGCCACAGGGCCUGGACGGCCAUGAAGUUGGGCAACGCGGGC
Molecule: messenger RNA, 1046 nt
Organism: Prorocentrum cordatum
Lineage: Eukaryota; Dinophyceae; Prorocentrales; Prorocentraceae
Source: the annotation of a GenBank genome assembly